Messenger RNA from Archocentrus centrarchus (flier cichlid), 1149 nucleotides. RefSeq names its product SE-cephalotoxin-like. NCBI's taxonomy places the organism in Eukaryota, Metazoa, Chordata, Actinopteri, Cichliformes, Cichlidae. The record is from RefSeq and is a predicted model, not a curated record.
AUGCUGUCCCGAUGGCGGUCUGCCUCCAUGCUCUUGGCUUCACUGAUGUUUCUUUACUGGACGACCUCUUCUGCCCGGCCCCAUGACCCCCUCCCAGCUGACCUCUCACAGCCUCACAGGGUGGUCAGAGAUCUGCCUGAGGACAGCAGAGACCAAGCUGAUCAAGUUCUGAAUGCUGCCAAAGACUCUCUGUCUCUGUUUAAAGAUGUGAUGGAGAACAUUAACCCAGAUAAGUCGGUGGGUGUGAUAAAGAGCCUUUCCAACUUUGCUAGCCUAGCGCCUGGCAUCGGAGGUGUGGUCUCCUCCGUCAUCAGUAUGGUCUUAGCCUUCAUCCCUCAGGAAGACCCGGUGCUGAAGGCAGUGAAGGAAGGCUUCGCUGAAGUAAACAGGAAGCUGGACUCUCUCUCCAUCCAGAUCUCGGACCUGGCGACAGACGUUGAAUGGUUCAGCUACGUCAGCGUCUACUCUCAAGAUGAACUCUGCAUCCUCAACGCCUGGAGGAAGUUCAAUGAGUUUUGAAAGAGCGGCGAGUUGAUGCAACGAGAAGACAAACAGCAUCUGGCACAGACGUUCACCAACUACUAUGAGAACACAGGAGCUGAGACCGGUAUGACCAACCUGUACCAUUACCUGACCGUCAGCAGCACAUCUCUGAGCGGAAACAUCAGGAAGUUUAAAUGUAACGUCAGUCAGAUCAGCAAAUACAACCUGUAUUUAAGCAGCUUGCUGUGGAAGGGGAUGGUAGCCAACCAGUUCUACUGGAAACUGAUGGGAUUCAACACAGCAGCCAAAGAAGCUGGACACACUCAGAUGUUCAAGACGGUCUCUGAAGCUCAGAUAUCAACUGUGGACUUCUGUCUGAACAACUAUGAGCAGUACAUGAAGAAUGAUGUGAUAGAGACCACCAAAGCUCUCAGUCACGAUAACAAGCAGGACAUCGCUGAGCAGGUGAAGCAGGUUCUGGACCAGAAGUACAGCUGGUACAGCUGGGUGGUGGUGGUGUACGAUACAUCUGUAUUUUUCAAUGAUUACAGCAUGAUGACGAUCCACAUGGACAGCAUCACUGUGGCUGUGGGCUACACUCUGAAGAAGAGGACACUAAAGCAGAAGCAGUAUAAAAUGAGCUGGAGUCGUGUUACCAGGAGAUAA